AUGUCUUCUUCCAUCCAUUGGCCAGAUACCCCGGACCCUUCCUGGCAAACCUCACGAUUCUCCGAGGGACAUAUCAUACCUGGAAGGGUGAUGUGCAUCUGGAUACAUUGCGUUGCCAUCAGCGAUAUGUGUACACGGUCCUUGGAAAAGAUAAGCUCAACCUUGUCACCCUCGUCGACAAAAAAAGAGCACUCCAAACGUCGGAAAACGGUCGCCAGCUCGUUCUCGCUUGCGAACGUCAAAGCCUUCGAACCAAACGUGCUCGUCUACGUGCAACGAUUCCUCGACGCCUUCUUGCCACAGACCGGAACGAAUAGCUCAUGGGGCCCGGCCAUCAACGUGGCCGACUGGUGCUCCUACCUCACCUUCGAUGUCAUGACGGAUUUUGUCUUCGGGCUCAAGUAUGACCUCUUGCGAUGUCAGACCUGGCAACACGUCGUGCACGAUAUCGAAGCCACCAAUGUCUGGCUUUACGUGCUGAUGCACUCCAAGUUUCUGCACCUCGGUCGCUUCGACAGGUGGUUGUUCCCUGCUGCCGUCCGAGGAUCACGAGGGUUCCUCCGGUUCAUCGACCAAGUCAGGCAGGGGCAUCGUUUGCACGGUCUUCGAAACACACUUUUCUCGGUUGCUCAUUCUGUGUAG
Aspergillus mulundensis is the source of this 642-nucleotide messenger RNA. RefSeq lists its product as uncharacterized. The transcript is spliced from 2 exons. The record is from RefSeq and is a predicted model, not a curated record. Lineage: Eukaryota; Fungi; Ascomycota; Eurotiomycetes; Eurotiales; Aspergillaceae. The coding region runs from base 1 to 642 and encodes 213 amino acids. Gene Ontology annotation, molecular function: iron ion binding; monooxygenase activity; oxidoreductase activity, acting on paired donors, with incorporation or reduction of molecular oxygen.